Messenger RNA from Hyposmocoma kahamanoa, 1571 nucleotides. RefSeq names its product eukaryotic translation initiation factor 3 subunit E (gene eIF3e). Gene Ontology annotation, cellular component: nucleus; cytoplasm; eukaryotic translation initiation factor 3 complex. Lineage: Eukaryota; Metazoa; Arthropoda; Insecta; Lepidoptera; Cosmopterigidae. Gene Ontology annotation, molecular function: translation initiation factor activity. The record is from RefSeq and is a predicted model, not a curated record. Gene Ontology annotation, biological process: translational initiation. The transcript has 8 exons. The coding region runs from base 150 to 1487 and encodes 445 amino acids.
GUAUUCUCUUAUUAUUUAUAUGCCACAAAAGCUUUAGGUUUGAGGUUACAAUUAAUUUGUGCAUUUGUGUUGCUGUCAAUUCUUUUUGACUGGCACCGUGCAAGCUUAAUAAAUUGUAUAGUAAUUUUGUGGAAUUAAUAGAAGUAAACAUGAGUUACUCUAAGUUCGAUCUAACAUUUAAAAUCGGUCAAUAUUUAGACCGUCACCUUGUAUUUCCUCUAUUGGAAUUUUUAGCUGCGAAAGAGACCUAUGACCAGUCUGAGUUACUUCAAGCAAAGUUGGAAAUUCUGAGCAAGACCAACAUGAUUGACUAUGUCAUUGACAUACGAAGAAUGCUUUACCCCGAGGAGGAUACUCCGGAGGAAAUAAAAGAUCGGAGAGGUGUGGUACUCUCGCAACUCCAAGAACUUCAGGAUGCCGUUGAACCAGUUCUACGACUCAUGCAGAGAGAUGAUGUCAUGAAGACUGUUGAAACCAUGAGAGAUCCAAAAACUCUAAUCAACUACCUGACUACUAAUAAGGAGUUUGAGUUUAAAAUAGAGAUGAUAGAUAGCAUGUAUCGACUGGCAAAAUACCGGUAUGAAUGCGGUAACUAUGUCGAGUCUGCUUCUUAUUUGUACUUCUGCCAGCUUGUCAUGUCACCCACUGAUAAGAACUAUUUGUCAGUUCUUUGGGGUAAGCUGGCAAGCGAGAUCCUGGUACAAAAUUGGGACGGUGCUCUAGACGACUUGACAAAACUACGCGAGUUCAUUGAUAAUGGCGGCGCGGGCGCCACUGCCAGUAACAUGCAGGCACUGCAGCAACGCACCUGGCUUGUACAUUGGUCUCUCUUCGUAUUCUUCAACCACGUAAAGGGGCGGGACCUUAUUAUUGAAAUGUUUUUGUACAAACCAUUGUACUUAAAUGCCAUCCAAACGAUGUGUCCUCACAUUCUACGUUACCUGGCAACCGCAGUCAUUAUAAAUCGGUCGCGCAGAAAUGCUCUUAAAGAUUUAGUGAAGGUCAUCCAACAGGAAGCUUACACUUAUAGAGACCCUAUCACGGAGUUCAUUGAGCACCUCUAUGUAAACUUUGACUUCGAGGCGGCGCGCAGGAAAUUGAACCAAUGCCAAGCAGUGCUACUGACAGAUUUCUUCCUCAUUGCUUGCUUGGAAGAAUUCGUUGAGAACGCCCGCCUUAUGAUAUUCGAAACUUUCUGCCGUAUACACCAAGUUAUCAGCAUAGGAAUGUUAGCAGAAAAUCUAAACAUGCAGCCUGAUGAGGCGGAAUGUUGGAUUGUGAAUCUUAUCCGUAACGCGCGAUUGGAUGCGAAAAUUGACUCAAAGUUGGGCCACGUAGUGAUGGGAGCGCAGCCUCUUUCGCCUUACCAGCAGUUAGUAGAGAGAAUAGACUCCUUAGCUGUCCGUUCUGAAGCUCUUACGUCAUUAGUUGAACGUAAACAUAAGGCCCGUAAUCAAGAUAUUCGUUGGGGAACACAAGAAUUCUAAGUAUAAGACAUAAGAUUUUACUACUCUGUUACAGCUGUCACGAAAGUGUUGCAACCUUUUCUCUUGUAAAUGGGGGAAUUUGUA